Messenger RNA from Cyprinodon tularosa, 3057 nucleotides. RefSeq names its product ventricular zone expressed PH domain-containing 1 (gene veph1). The record is from RefSeq and is a predicted model, not a curated record. The coding region runs from base 350 to 2833 and encodes 827 amino acids. Lineage: Eukaryota; Metazoa; Chordata; Actinopteri; Cyprinodontiformes; Cyprinodontidae. Gene Ontology annotation, molecular function: phosphatidylinositol-5-phosphate binding. Gene Ontology annotation, cellular component: plasma membrane. The transcript is spliced from 14 exons. Gene Ontology annotation, biological process: regulation of signal transduction.
UUUGUAUCUCCCUUUCAGGGCACUGACCUUCCUAGACUGGCUUCUCCAUAAUAUGGCUCUUCUCCACAGUCAAAAACCUCAGAUUAAGCCAAAUAAGUUUGGCCCGAACUGGUUGAGUCCCAUUCAGCCUACUUGAUCCUAGACUCACUAAAGUGGACUGUAGAUGCUAUUGGUACAAUACGAAGAUCUAUGGAUGAUAUUGGAUAUUUUUCCUCAAAUAAUAAAUGAGAAAGGGUAUUUCUUUACUUUAGACCUUUCCUGCUAUGUUAUGUUUGACCCAUUCUCAUAAAAGGGAUCAUAAAGUUCUCAGCAUCAACUGAUCUUAGAGGACCUCUCCUUCAGGGCCAAAAUGCACCAGCUGUUUAGUCGGGUACUUGGACAGAGGGACCUGUCUAGAGCUGGAGACCUGUUCUCCCUAGAGGACUCAGAGAUCGAAGACUGCCUCUCUCAAGCUCUGGAUCAGAUCAAGGACAUAUCCUGCGCACCGGACUAUUUGACCAACGACAAUGAUCAGGCGGUGGUCGAGAUAUGCAUCACACGCAUCACUACGGCCAUCAGAGAGACCGGCUCCAUCGAGCGACACAGCACAGCCCUGGUGGGCCUGUGGGAGUCUUGCCUGGAACAUAACCUGACUCCUCAAGGGGAAAGCACUGAAGACACGCCACAUGCAAAGAUAGCCUCUGACAUCACCAGCUGCAUCUUGCAGAACUACAGUUGUCCCUCAGUCAUGGCGCUGGCGGUCCCAGUAGCUGUGCGGUUCUUGCAGAGGGGGAACAGGGAGCUGAGCAGGAACAUGUCCAGCUACCUCUCGCUGGCGGCUAUAGCUAAAGCUGAUCUGCUGGCUGAACAUACAGGGGCCAUAACAGUCAGCGUGCUGGAAGGAAACCACAUGAUGUUACGCGUGCUUCCAUCAGUCUACCACAAACAGCCAGACACCAUUCACCAUCAUCUGGGUAGCCUUACAGCAAUGUUGCCCCAGCUGGAGAGACCCGAGCAGCAACACCUGAUCAGACUUAUUCAGAUGGUUGCAGAGCAGCAUCCACUUAUGCUGAGCACACAUGUGCCCACACUUGUCAGCUAUCUUGGAGAGCACACACUUACAGAGGCUUUGUUGGGUGCUCUUGUGGACGUUUCCCAGGCCAGCCCUUCGUCACUGGUCAGAUUUCUGCCAUCACUGAGGAUGCUGGGACAACAGUCUGCAGCUUUUCUUUGUCAUGUGGCAAAAAUCCAUGGUGCUGUUGGCAUCCUAAGUGAGACCCAUGCCCACAGCUCACUGAUCUACCUGGUCUCCCUACUUGGCAAUAUGGAGCACAGCUUUCACCACACUCUGCUGCAGGAGAUCAGAGCUCUGACUGACAGAUACCCGUCAUUACUGGGAGGCUGUGGGAAAGACAUCUACAGGAUGAGCAACUCAUUUACUGCCAUAGCCAGAGUACUGGAAAGACGACUGGAGGACAAAAAAACCCUUCAGUGCAGCGUGGAUGAAGCACAUCCAUCUUCACGUGGAUCACUACCCACCGGUAGAGUAGGAGGAGAGACGUCUGAGCAGCGACUCCAGGUAAAAGUCCAGAGUUUUGAGGAGAAAACACAGGAUGUGGGAACAGCUGAGGAAGAAGAGGAACGAGACGAUUCCCCUGCUCCGCUGCGACGCCACAGCCUGAGCCAAAGCAUCAGGGAGGAGAGACGGGAGAUGAGAUUCAACAGGUCAAAGAGCCUGGCGCUUCAUACCGCUCGUUCACGCUCCAUCAACUCAGAUACACUGGAGGACAGUGAAGGGGUGGAGCCCAGCACGGACAGCUGUCUUUCCAAUACUCUGUCUAAUCAGCACUCGGACUGCCGUGAAUUUUCAGUUGGAGAAAGGAAACUGAAUGGUGAAAACUCCCUGUAUGUCACAGGGGAGAAAAAGUCAGAAAAAACUCAGAGAAAAGAGGUGAACAGAGCGAGAGCGGCGCAGGAAGAAGUUGACAGACUCUUCGUCCAUUUAAGAGACAGUAUGGAGAAGAUCAGAGAUUUCUGCAAAGAUAUGGUGAAGCGGAUUCCGGUACCAGAGCAGUGUGUAAUUGAAGAUUCAAAACUAGGUUGUGUGGCCAAACUGUCCUUCUCCUGCCCCCUGAAGGGCUAUUACUGCCUGUAUGCCAAAUCCAGUUUCCACCUGACGAGCCAGCAGCCUCACCUUUGGAUUCACAUCAUGCUGCUCCAUCUACAGAGUAAGUCCAGUGUCCCUCUGUCCACCAGAGACAAAAGUGUCCAAAGAUUAUCCUCUCUUUGGGAGAAGACGCAGCUUAAAGGAUCCCACAGCUUUUCCAUGGCAAUGAGGCAGCAAACCACCCCCCAAAGAAAGGACCUGGACAACCUUCAAAUUCAGCUAGAGGAGGUGCGUUUCUUUGACUUGUUUGGGUACAGCGAGGAGGAGGGGGGCUGGCUCUGCUUCAUGUGCAACAACCCUGAAAAGGCCACAGUUGUGAACCAGGAGGGCCAGCCUCUGAUCGAAGGAAAGCUGAAGGAGAAGCAGGUCCGCUGGAAGUUUAUCAAGCGCUGGAAAACCCGAUACUUCACCUUGGCAGGAAACCAGCUCCUCUUCCACCGGGACAAAUCUAAAGAUGAGCUGGAUGACAUUCCCAUUGAGCUGAGCAAGGUGCAGAGUGUCAAGGUGGUGGCUAAGAAACGCAGGGAUCGCGGUCUACCAAGAGCCUUCGAGAUCUUCACAGACAGCAAGUCUUAUGUGUUGAAAGCUGAAGACGAGAAACACGCAGAGGAGUGGCUGCAGUGCAUCAAUGUGGCAGUGGCUCAGGCCAGAGAGAGGGAGAACAGGGAGGCCACCACCUAUCUGUAAGAACAGAUCCAGCACAGACUGACGGGAGCUGAAUCAUUCACAGUGCUGUAUUUAUUUCAGGGGGGGUGCAUGCUUUUACUUUGACUCUUAUGCACAACCACCAGGGCAGAAAGGGAGGAGAUAGAUGUAGAAUAAGGUCACAGAGCCGAGUUGGUGAGUAGGUGUGAAACCGCCUCAGCAAUGCCAGCGUUGUCUUGUAGGCUUGUAGGGGGGCUGAAAGGCAG